Messenger RNA from Oncorhynchus keta (chum salmon), 4556 nucleotides. RefSeq names its product integumentary mucin C.1-like. NCBI's taxonomy places the organism in Eukaryota, Metazoa, Chordata, Actinopteri, Salmoniformes, Salmonidae. The record is from RefSeq and is a predicted model, not a curated record. The coding region runs from base 683 to 1900 and encodes 405 amino acids. Gene Ontology annotation, molecular function: oxidoreductase activity, acting on metal ions. The transcript is spliced from 9 exons.
CUCUGAUUCACACUCGGUUGUACAUCACGUCCUUGAAACAGUUCAAUUCAACACUCGUCUCGCUGAAGUUAAAUCAACCUGGUAAGCCAUGGUUUAUCUUUUCAUGAACUACUUUCACUACUAACUAUUUAACAGGCCUAUGUUAAUAACACUAACAAAUAAUUGUCAGUCACUAGUGAAUGGAGGGAAGUGUUGCAGGAGAAAAUGGUAGGAUGAUGAUUUACUGGGAAAGAUGGGUUGAUCUGUGACUGUCUAAAGGUUGGAAUUAAUGAGUGUUGGAAUAAAUACAUAGACACAUGAACAGUAUAAAUGUUUGAGCUCCACCAAUCAGGGUGAGAAUGUGUGUUUAGUUACAUAUGUUUUGUGUUUUGGUUUCACGGUCUGAGAGGUGUGUGCUGGUCGUCGUGGUUAUGGUAUCAGGAAUCAAGAGAAAUGAUGGGUUUUCUCUGCCUUUUCCUCUCACUGACUGCUUUACAAGUGGAGGGUUUCAGUGGGGGAGGAUCUUCCAUUAAAUCUCAGUGUGGUUUAAUGCUACCUGGUAAUAGUUUUCAUGGCAGCAAAGGGCAGAGCUCUUCCUCACCAUACACUGUCACUGUCAACCAGACCACCUUCCAGCCAGGAGACACCAUCCAAGUGACUCUGUCAGGAACCUUCACCUAUAAAGGGUUUCUUCUGGAGGCCCAUGAGGAAGGACAGAACAAGGCUGUGGGAACAUUCUCUCUCGGCAGUGGAACUGGGAUCAUUCUUGUGCCUUGCAAUGGGAUCGCAGUCAACAUUUAUGCAGACCUCCAGUGUAUUUUGGAUUGCAGUGCCUAGUGUGACUGUAAACCGAGCUCUAAAAACAACUACUGAUCCUACUACAACAACUACUGAUCCUACUACAACAACUACUGAUCCUACUACAACAACUACUGAUCCUACUACAACAACUACUGAUCCUACUACAACAACUACUGAUCCUACUACAACAACUACUGAUCCUACUACAACAACUACUGAUCCUACUACAACAACUACUGAUCCUACUACAACAACUACUGAUCCUACUACAACAACUACUGAUCCUACUACAACAACAACUAUUGCUCAACUAAAUCUCCAACCACAACAACCACUGCUCCUACUACAACAACUACAGCUCCCACUACAACAACUACAGCUCCUAACACAACAUCUACUGGACCUAUCCCAAACAGCUCUGAACAGCACAAUUAUGACUCCUACAUCUGCUACUCCUAGUCCUACUCCUCUGACUCCUAAUACGUCAACAACUCCAACUACUGCUACUGCUACAACUCCUCUUAGACUUACGAGUUUGAGAGAAAGAAAGCGCUACUCUAGACCAAUGGGCUGCGAUGUUAGAGAUGACCCCAGGAAAUGCACCUACAUCUCUGUCACAACCUACCCUCCUUUCAUAGUGGAGAUUAGUGCACCUGCAGACACACCUAAGGGGUACCUGGGGAUCAUCAGUGAAAUGCUAACUAAUCAAAUCAAGUUUGAAUCAGUGAUUGUGGUGUACGAAAGUGGAACAUUUACUGUUCAAAACGCCUUUUACAAUGGAGCCACAUUUAUCAACAAAACACUAGUGGAGGUAACGGACAAAGAACUUGCUUAUGAUCCUUAUAUAAAAAUACUUCAAUUGAACUUCAUCAUCCCUGAUAAUUUGACUCCACUUUUGCUCAAAACCUUGACCCUAACACCCAGAUGUGUAAUAGAUACUGGUCUUCAAAAAGUGUUCUUUGUCCGAGGAUCUGUUGAGGAUAAUGGUGAUCUUGGCUCUCCCUCCAUCACACUUUUGACAGGCCUCUCCAGUCAGGUUUCCUCAAGCUGUAGGAAACCCCUUUUUCACGGCCUGUUGAUGACGUUGGUCUGCUGGAACCUCUUCAACUUUCUGCCUUAAAUCUGCUGAACUUCCAAAGGAGAACUUUACAUCCAAGUUCACCAUUUUAUUGAUUUGGCCAUUUUUGUUCAAUAACACUGUAUUUUGUAAUAUACUGUGGUCAUGCAAAUUUAUUAAUAUAUACAGUGGGGCAAACAAUUAUUUAGUCAGUCACCAAUUGUGCAAGUUCUCCCACUUAAAAAGAUGAGAGAGGCCUGUCAUUUUCAUCAUAGGUACACUUCAACUAUGACAGACAAAAUGAGAAAAAAAUCCAGAAAAUCACAUUGUAGGAUUUUUUAUGAAUUUAUUUGCAAAUUAUGGUGGAAAAUAAGUAUUUGGUCACCUACAAACAAGCAAGAUUUCUGGCUCUCACAGACAUGUAACUUCUUCUUUAAGGGGCUCCUCUGUCCUCCACUCGUUACCUGUAUUAAUGGCACCUGUUUGAACUUGUUAUCAGUAUAAAAGACAACCUCAAACAGUCAUACUCCAAACUCUACUAUGGCCAAGACCAAAGAGCUGUCAAAGGACACCAGAAACAAAAUUGUAGACCUGCAUCAGGCUGGGAAGACUGAAUCUGCAAUAGGUAAGCAGCUUGGUUUGAAGAAAUCAACUGUGGGAGAAUUAUUAGGAAACAGAAGACAUACAAGACCAUUGAUAAUCUCCCUCGGUCUGGGGCUCCACGCAAGUUCUCACCCUGUGGGGUCAAAAUGAUGACAAGAACGGUUAGCAAAAAUCCCAGAACCACACGGGGGACCUAGUGAAUGACCUGCAGAGAGCUGGGACCAAAGUAACAAAGCCUACCAUCAGUAACACACUACGCCGCCAGGGACUCAAAUCCUGCAGUGCCAGACGUGUCCCCCUGCUUAAGCCAGUACAUGUCCAGGCCCGUCUGAAGUUUGGUAGAGAGCAUUUGGAUGAUCCAGAAGAAGAUUGGGAGAAUGUCAUAUGGUCAGAUGUCAUAUGGUCAGAUGAAACCAAAAUAUAACUUUUUGGUAAAAACUCAACUUGUCGUGUUUGGAGGACAAAGAAUGCUGAGUUGCAUCCAAAGAACACCAUACCUACUGUGAAGCAUGGGGGUGGAAACAUCAUGCUUUGGGGCUGUUUUUCUGCAAAGGGACCAGGACGACUGAUCCGUGUAAAGGAAAGAAUGAAUGGGGCCAUGUAUCGUGAGAUUUUGAGUGAAAACCUCCUUCCAUCAGCAUAGGCAUUGAAGAUGAAACGUGGCUGGGUCUUUCAGCAUGACAAUGAUCCCAAACACACCGCCCGGGCAACGAAGGAGUGGCUUCGUAAGAAGCAUUUCAAGGUCCUGGAGUGGCCUAGCCAGUCUCCAGAUCUCAACCCCAUAGAAAAUAUUUGGAGGGAGUUGAACGUCUGUGUUGCCCGGCAACAGACCCAAAACAUCACUGCUCCAGAGGAGAUCUGCAUGGAGGAAUGGGCCAAAAUACCAGCAACAGUGUGUGAAAACCUUGUGAAGACUUACAGAAAACAUUUAACCUCUGUCAUUGCCAACAAAGGGUAUAUAACAAAGUAUUGAGAUAAACUUUUGUUAUUGACCAAAUACUUAUUUUCCACCAUAAUUUGCAAAUAAAUUCAUAAAAAAUCCUACAAUGUGAUUUUCUGGAGAAAAAAAAAUCUAAUUUUGUCUCAUAGUUGAAGUGUACCUAUGAUGAAAAUUACAGGCCUCUUUUUAAGUGGGAGAACUUGCACAAUUGGUGGCUGACUAAAUACUUUUUUGCCCCACUUUAUGUGUGUAUCUUUUCUCCCAUGGGUUAAUAAUUUGUUUAACGUUUAUUUUGUAUCAUUUGUUGAAAUGUACAUAAUAUAGAGUGUAAAAUUAUUCCAUUCCAAUCCCAGUAUUUAAUUGUCAUUGCUAAUGUAAAUACGUUAAUGAAUGUUUUUGUGUUCUGAAAAUAUGAUUUAUUAAGAUAUUUUACACAUUCUGUAUCUGAUCCUUAAGGGUAUUCGCUCCACUAGGAGCUGAAAGUACAAGUUAAGUUCUUAAAGUAUUUGAUAUGGAACUGAGCGUUGGGUUUUGAAUGCCUCUAGAAAACCUUAAGCCAGAGAAGUGAAGAAAUGUGUACUCUUAUGCAAUAACACUGUCCACAUAUAUUUUUAAUAGAAUUUAUGCUCCCUCACCUUGUAUUUCGGUAUUUAUUUGGCUGUGUUUACACAGGCAGCCCAAUUCUGAUAUUUUUGUAUUAAUUGGUAUUUUGACCAAUCAGAUCAGCUUUGAAAAAAUAGCUCUGAUGUGAUUGGUCAAAAGACAAUUUAGUGGAGAAAAAAAUAAUCACAUUUGGGCAUCCUGUGGAAACGCAGACAUUGUGAUGGUACCACAUUUACAGGUAGACCAGAGAAGCCAUAUCCUUGAUUGUCAGAUGAAUCGCAAUGCUGAUUAGAAGCAUCUGCUUCUCACCGCUUACUCACCUGUCUUCCCUAUAAUACAGGUUUUUUUAUUUUUUUAUUUAUCCGUUAUUUUACCAGGUAAGUUGACUGAGAACACAUUCUCAUUUGCAGCAACGACCCGGGGAAUAGUUACAGGGGAGAGGAGGGGAUGAAUGAGCCAAUAUACUGUUUCUGUUUGAAAAGGUUGUGAACCUACAUACUGUAGAAGGCUGUUAAGCCUAAACUACAUGCUAUCAUGUUGUAGUUAAAAUAAUUAAAAUAUAUAAAAAGUGAA